This is a messenger RNA of Eptesicus fuscus (big brown bat), 2460 nucleotides long. RefSeq names its product dual specificity phosphatase 5 (gene DUSP5). The record is from RefSeq and is a predicted model, not a curated record. Bases 202 to 1356 code for a protein of 384 amino acids. Lineage: Eukaryota; Metazoa; Chordata; Mammalia; Chiroptera; Vespertilionidae. Gene Ontology annotation, biological process: negative regulation of MAPK cascade; protein dephosphorylation; endoderm formation. Gene Ontology annotation, cellular component: nucleus; cytoplasm. The transcript has 4 exons. Gene Ontology annotation, molecular function: MAP kinase tyrosine/serine/threonine phosphatase activity; protein tyrosine/threonine phosphatase activity.
AUCCCCGGCUUCUGGGGCGGCGAGUGGCCGGGCCAGGCGCCUAGCGUGCGGGGCGGGAAAGAAGAGUUGAGCGACCGUUCGGGCUCCGGCUCCAGGCUCGGUCGGCCGGCCGCAGCCCCGCGGGCCGCCCUCCUGUAGAUCUCGCCGGCGGGCAACCCUGGCCGUGGGCACCUGCGCGGCGCGGGGCCGCUGGGCGGCGACAUGAAGGUCACGGCGCUCGACGGGCGCCAGCUGCGCAAGAUGCUCCGCAAGGAGGCGGCGGCGCGCUGCGUGGUGCUGGACUGCCGGCCCUACCUGGCCUUCGCCGCCUCCAGCGUGCGCGGCUCCCUCAACGUCAACCUCAACUCGGUGGUGCUGCGGCGGGCGCGCGGCGGCGCGGUGUCGGCGCGCUACGUGCUGCCCGACGAGGCGGCCCGCGCCCGGCUGCUGCAGGAGGGCGGCGGCGGCGUGGCUGCCGUGGUCGUGCUGGACCAGGGCAGCCGCCACUGGCAGAAGCUGCGCGAGGAGAGUGCCGCGCGCGUCGUGCUCACCUCGCUGCUCGCCUGCCUGCCCGCCGGCCCGCGCGUCUACUUCCUCAAAGGGGGAUAUGAGACUUUCUACUCGGAAUAUCCUGAUUGUUGCGUGGACGUCGAACCCAUCUCCCAAGAGAAGAUUGAGACCGAGAGAGCCCUCAUCAGCCAGUGUGGGAAACCAGUGCUCAGCAUCAGCUACAGGCCAGCUUAUGACCAGGGCGGCCCAGUUGAAAUCCUUCCGUUCCUCUACCUUGGAAGUGCCUACCAUGCAUCCAAGUGCGAGUUCCUCGCCAACCUGCACAUCACGGCCCUGCUGAAUGUCUCACGGCGGACCUCCGAGGCCUGCACGAGCCACCUACACUACAAAUGGAUCCCCGUGGAAGACAGCCACACGGCUGACAUUAGCUCCCACUUUCAAGAAGCAAUAGACUUCAUUGACUGUGUCAGGGAAAAGGGAGGCAAGGUCCUGGUCCACUGUGAGGCUGGGAUCUCCCGUUCACCCACCAUCUGCAUGGCUUACCUCAUGAAGACCAGGCAGUUUCGCCUAAAGGAUGCCUUCGAUUACGUCAAGCAGAGGAGGAGUGUGGUCUCGCCCAACUUUGGCUUCAUGGGCCAGCUCCUGCAGUAUGAAUCUGAGAUCCUGCCUUCCACGCCCACCCCCCAGGUUCCCUCUUGCCAAGGGGAGGCAGCCAGCUCUUCCUUCAGAGCCCAUUUGCAGACACUGAGCCCUGAUGUGCAGGGUUCCUACUACACAUUCCCUACCUCGGUGCUGGCGCCAUUGCCCACCCACUCGACGGUCUCAGAGCUCAGCAGGAGUUCCAUGGCCACAGCCACAUCCUGCUAAAACUGGAUGGGGGAACCCGCCCAGCCCCAAGAACAACUGUGAUUUUGUUUUUUAAACUGGUGGACAUUUCAUACCUGUGCAAUACUGAAGGACCCCCCUCUGUCUCGCUGCUCCGGUGGGAUAGCGAAGGGUCCCCAGGCUUGCAAACGAACUUCAGACUGACCUCGGGGUAGGUUCUCGGGACCGAAGGAAGGCCAAGCCAUUAUGAGAGCACAGCUUGUGCUGACUACUGUACUUCCAGACCCCCCUGCCCUCUCAGGACUGCCCAGUCCUCGCACCUCAAAGUUCGCCUUUUCAUUUCAAGCGUAAGGCAAUAAACACCUGCAGCAACGUGGGAGAAAGCAGCUGCUAGACCCGGAGAAAAGGCAGUCAAGAAGCCAAUUCAUUCUGAAGGAAGCACAAUUUCCACCUUACUUUUUGAACUUUGGCAGUCUCCGUGUCUGUCUCUGUCGCUUCAGGGAAUAAGCUGAUCAUCUAGUCAGGAAAGUAACCCUAUAGGGACCCCAUAUAUAUAUAUAUGCUGAUUUGAACCCUCAUAUCUUCUUGAGAUUCCCUCUUGGGUCCCACAGAGGCAGUUUUUUGAAGUAGCGAGAUGUUGACACUUCUGAGUUGCCUUUUCACUGUGGGUUCUUCCCUGACUUUGGACUUUGGCAUGACUCUUACUCAUACUUGAACCUUUCUUGUUACACCUCUACUCAAAGCAACUCUUGUGUCAUUUUGAAGAGAGUUCCUUAGACCAUAGACCAAAAAUCACCCAUUUGAGGUGGUGGCGUGGGUGCCAGGAGAAAAGGGUACCUACUGUCUGGGUCAGUGUCAUUGACACGGUCUUUUCCCCAGCUUGCCGUCCUUAUAUGUGCUUGUCUUGUCUCUUGUGACACUUGUUUUUCCCCCCCACCCCUGGAGAUUGUCUUCAAGAUGUUGACUUUUAGGAUUUGUAGAUUUCAUAGUGUGGUACUACUUUAUAUUUUGUCUAGGUUACUUCUCCAGGGGAAAAGGCAAUAAUUUCCUAAAAUCCAUUCAAAUGUGAAGAAAAGCAGUAUGUUAUUGGUCGUCAUUGUCAUCGUUUUUUUAUAGUGUUAAAUAAAAACAGUAAAAAGAAGAACU